This is a messenger RNA of Puccinia triticina, 2697 nucleotides long. RefSeq lists its product as uncharacterized. The record is from RefSeq and is a predicted model, not a curated record. The coding region runs from base 1 to 2697 and encodes 898 amino acids. Gene Ontology annotation, cellular component: nucleus. NCBI's taxonomy places the organism in Eukaryota, Fungi, Basidiomycota, Pucciniomycetes, Pucciniales, Pucciniaceae. The transcript is spliced from 4 exons.
AUGAUGCCCGAGCCAAUCGAUCCCUCUGAAGUAAUAUCCUUACUCCAACAAUCUAGCGAUGGCCUCGAGGAUGAUACUUGCAAGUUCUCGAUUUACUCAGCGGGAAACCAAGCGUCUGCCAUCCAAGCCGAAUUGGAAACCUACUGGGGAACUGAACAUUUCAAGUAUUCUUCAAGCAAGACCGAAUUCAUAUGGCAUAGUGGAAAUCCGCCCGACUUGAAAUCGAUUGUCCCAUCCCAGCUCGAUGGCACCUUACGUUACGGAAUCUCGCUGCAGGAUGAAUGGUUCCUGGUUUGGUGUUUGUUCGAAAUUAGCAAAACUUUUGAUUGCCAAAUUCAGGUCCAUGAUAACGAUGGCGAAUUUCUCCUGAUUGAGGCGGCCGACAAUCUCCCCAAAUGGCUCACUCCUGAUCUGGCGAAAGGACGAGUUUGGAUUCAAGAAGGAUCUCUCCAUCUAAUUCCUUUAGCGGCAAAUCCAUAUGUACAAGCUGGUCUGCCAACCCAGGUGGCAUUGGAAAUCCUUCGCGCGAGAUCUCAUUCAACUGUGGCUUCAGCAUCAAUCAACACUACUAUUCUUGAUCGCAUUCGCGGAGCAUCACCCCAAGUGCUCACUGAGAGCCACCUUUUUAACACGGAAGCCUACCUUCAUAUUAGCAUAGCCAAGGCCCUUCAAACUGAUCCAAAUCUCAUAGGUUUAGCCGUCAAAGCAUUCUGCGAGAAAGACGCGGAUAGUUUCAAAGCAUGCCGAGAAAUGAUUCGAUUCCCACCUCUGACUCCCUGCAACCCUAGCACCGAUGACAACGAGGUUGCGAAAUCUUUAGCGACUAACUGGCCUUAUUGCUUGAUUCGAAUGACUCGGCCGCUAUAUGCUGUUUUAUUGAACCAUGAGACGACGUUUCACCCACCCAAGCCAUUUGAAAAAGUGGGCUGGAUGGAUGUGGCUAGGGAGGACAGCGUUGAAUGGAAAAGGAGAUUGGUCGGGAUGAAGAUUUCGUGCGGGUUUGAGAUGUCGCUAUCGACAGUUCAUUCGAGUCGAACGACUUGCGAUCCCAUGUUCAAUGGCCGUUCUCGUAGAUAUCAGAGCUACCUUGAUAAACUCCAGAAGGCCGGCUAUUUUCAAGGAGAGGUCGAGGGUAGCACGAAAUGGGUUGAACUUGAAUCGAUUGCCAAGAAGGCCUACGCAGACAGCCUCAAACCGAAUGAUAUCAUCACUCGAUUCGAUUCUGCCGUCGGACAGUCUCAUCUAUCCGAUAGUCACAGCACCUCACUUGACUGCAAAGGAGAAUCUGACGAAUGGCUGGACCUAAAUGAAGAACAACUCAAAGCUCUACUGAAGGAAGGGGAUCCCCAUUCAAUGCCGCUUGGCUCAUCGUCUAUAGAAACACAGGAACAGGAGAGUGAUGGUGAAAUAAAGAAGAUGUCAUCCUUUGCUACUCAAAUGGAGAAGUUUGUGGACGGACAAGGAAGCUUAGAGGGUGCUUUACAUUCUGACGAUGAAAUGACAGAUGAUUCGGCUGACACUAGCGCAGAGGAUUCUGAGCAAGAAGAGCUACGUGCAGACAUCUUUCCUAGUCGACGCAAGAAUGCCAAGAGAGCCUACAAAGGUCCUACUCGAAAGUCUGAUGGCGAAUAUGAUGACGAAACGAAAGAAAGACUGGCCACGCUGGUACCAGGUCUAACUGAUGCUGAAUGGGGACAGUCGUCCGAAAAGACCACCCAGUCAUAUGCCGAUCCGCCCUUGGUUAAUGAUUCACAACCAACCAACGCCUCAGAUAAAAUCAAUGCGACCACUAGAAAUAAAAAGCCAUUACCUAAACUAACCAAACAAUCGUACGAUGGGGUGUGCGAGGAAGCGUCGGAGGAAGAUUCAGAUAGCGACGAUUCAAACACCCCCAGCGGAAUGGAAAAGCAAGUUAAUGCUGAAGUGGUAGAAGACAUCGACAUGGAUGAAGAGCGGGAUGAUUUUCUCAAAUUUGCGCAGGAAGCGCUCGGGUUGACAGGCGCACAAUACGAAGCUAUCUUGGAUAGUCGUAGGGAAAGAGGGGCCUACGUACCACCCACAUCAAAAGUCUCGCAGAAAGAAAGCCGUCCAAAGAAAACUCCUCAUACCGAUUUGGCCCCAGAUACUUUGAUGGCCUCGAAAGGCGCCAACACACGAUCUUCAGUAUCGAAAGGAAAACAGCCUGAACGCACAGUUCGUUUUGAAGCCGACAAGCCGACAGACGAAGAUGAGCAUCAACCGAUGAGUUCAUCGGAUGACGAAGACCAGAUGACAGAAGAUAAGAAGGGGAAUGUGGAUCUGGACACGUUUGAUAAACUGAUGAACCGGAUGGACGAAGAGCUCCGAAAGAAACGCGGCAAACGAAUGGGGGAAAAGGGUGGGCCGAUUCCGGCAGACCCCCUUGGGCCCGACCUGGGCGGCGGGUCCCGAUCGGGGAUGAAAGAUCUAUCAGACGAUUCCGAUGACUCAGACGUGGAGAUGGACGACAUCGACCGGGCCAUCCACAGCGAACUGGCUGACUUGAUGAACCAAUCCGGCGUCCAGUUGGACGGUCAAUCCCAUGAUCAGCCCAACUAUUCCGUCAUCUCCAAUUUCCUCGAGAGCUUUAAAUCUCAGGUCGGCUUGCCCGGUCCCGUCGGUAACAUGGCCGGUCGAAUCGGAUUCGAUUUCUUUCCUUCAAAGGAUAAAAAACCUUAG